CUUAUUGCAUUUUUUUGGGGCGGUUUAUUUACGUUUUUGCGUGAAAUUUAAUCAUUUUCAACAGUCUAAAGUCCCCACAUUGUGUGCGUGAGUAGAGUGUAUAAUAGGGGGAGAAGUACACGAUCUUGCAAAAAGGGAAGACAACGCACGUAACCGGCCUUGAGCACAGUUUGUAAGGUGGUGCGGAGAGGCAACAACAACAACCAUUACACACACACAAAACUAUGACGAUUGAUGCCACAGCUCUGCCAUCAGAGCUACUCGUAACACCACAACCCCUUAUUGGGUUCUGCGGCUUAGAUGUCUCGCGUCAGAGUGUCCACAAAUCCAUUUGGGAUGCGUUCAGCGGCAACUUACAACGCAAAGCAGCCGAUCGCGCUGCCGUUCAAUACAAGCUACUGCCUCCGAAUUAUGAAUUCCCAAUUGCGAAGCCGAAGCGUGCCUCUUAUGAAUGGUACCAGCCUAAGGGUAUACUCAAGCGCAACUGGAUGCUAAAGCAUUUGCAUGUGCUGCCCUCGGUUGUAGUGCUCUUCCAAGACUUAGAAUGGAACGACGCGGAGUGGGCGGAGAAACAGGUUCAUUGUGCGUCGCUCAUGCAGGGUCUAAGGAAUGCGCUGCAGGAACGUAAUACACGGCUGUGCCUAGUGCUGCUACAAAAAGCGGCGCCACUACCUCCAGGUGAAGAUCUGUUAGCAGCGGAACGUGCUGCUAGUCUGACAGCGGCAUGCGGCAUCAAUAGUAAAAUGUUGUUUAUACUGCCGCACACUGAACAUCUAAUGGGUUACACCCUGCGUCUGGAGUCUGCCUUCUUGGACAUGGCUCAGACCUACUAUGCGCUCAUGUCCAAACGCGUUCGCACGCAUCGGGACCAGUUGACAGCGCAUACACCGCUCAAAAUUCGUCACCAAUUUAAACUGGGCUUUGUGGCAGAAAUGCGUCAAGACUUUAGCACAGCGCAGAAACACUACUACCAAGCAUAUGCCAAUAUCGAUGAGAUACACAUUAACGAUGUCAAUUGCGUUGAGCUAAAAACCAUUGCUGGUUUCCUAAAUUACAAAAUAUGCCGUCUGAUGUUCAAGCUAAAAAUGCCUCGAGAUGCCAUCAAUCAGUUCAUCAUACACAUAGAGAAAUACAGGAAUCGUGUUGGCUUUAAGGAUCUAGCAUUUGAGCACAAUGCCUGGCUAAGUACACAGCAUUCAGUAUUUGCUGAACUCUUUUGCGAGGCCAUUAAGAAUGGCCUCACUGCACAGCAGACUCAACAUCCUGGCAUUUACUAUCAUAAGGCAGCCGAAUAUGUGGUGAAGAGACGCGAGGCUGCACAGCAGGCGUAUGCCACUCUUCUUAACUCAACGGACACAACCGUCAACCCCCAGAACAACACAUUGGCCCUCUACACCGAGUAUUUUGGCAUUCGAGCGGUCAAAAUUGGAGAUCCUGUUUCCGAGCAGCAAGCCAAUAUGCAAUUAUGCGAAGUGGAACGCGGCUACAAUCAUUCUGCGGCCAUUAUAGCGCUACUUAGCCAGGCAAUGGCACAGUUUAAGAUCUACAAAUGUUUGAGAUUUCGCAAAAAAUUGGCUGUUGACAUGGCCGAGGAGUAUCUAAACAGUGGCGACCAUGCCAAGGCUUUGACAUUUUACUCACUUAUGCUGCCCGACUAUCGACAAGAGAAGUGGUCUACCAUAUUCACCGAUGUGCUGCUGAAGACGCUCCGCUGUGCUUUACUAUCAGCUUCUGUCUCCGACUACGUGGCCUGCAGCAUUGAAGCAUUAUCACUUCAUCAUCAUAGCGAGCAAAAGGAGCGUGUGAUGUUGCUGGAAAACAUGUGGCAAGUGUUUCAGAGUGUGCCCCCAAUACCGCCAAGUCAACUGACGCCCGAUGCCCAAGCAAUGUGGAGUAACGCCUUGAACGGUGUAAAAUCGCCCGUACAAAUUGAUUUAGAUAAGGUGAGCGAUGUGCUCGGUUUGUGGGCCACGUUCGAGCGAGUCGAACUAAACAAUAACGACGUAGUGCAGAUACAACUCAUUGUACGUGUGCUUACAGACGUCCCGCUUCGCAUACGCAGUUUCCAUAUAGUGUUGGCCGAUGUCAGUAAUCCUAGCAACAGUUACAAACUGGAGGCCCUCAAAUAUUUCUGUUUUCCCGAUCUGCUGCAGCUGCGAGCGCAGCAGAAGGCAGAAACCACAUCUCCCACGGCAUAUAAGCCAUUUGAGAAGAAUAUGCGAUUAGAGCCCGGAUGUUAUUAUCAGCUGCAGUGCAGCACAGAUGCGCAACAUUUUUUGGAGAAUACACAGCUGCGCAUGGUGCGUCUAGAGGCGGUUAUGGGGACGGACAAAGUAUCCGCUCUGCUUACGUGUAGCGCUAAUUAUACGCGACAACCCUUCCGGCAUCACACGCGCACCCGCGAUCUAGAUGAUAAUAUGACGAUAAAUCCAAUUUGCUACAUUGCGCCCACAUUCCAUUUGAGCACGCAAACUAACCUUGGUAAUGACACGAACGCCAAGUCGAUGGCUACAGAGACGGCGACGACGGCAACAACCCCAGCAACGGCCACCAUGUUGAUCAAUGAAUACUAUCCGGUGGCGACCACCAUUAGCAAUCCCUUUAAUGUCUAUCUGCAAAAUGUCACCGUUCAUAUAAGCGUGCCGACGGCCUUGCGUAACAGCGUAUUCCUCACCACAGACGUAUCCCCGGGCCGUCAAAAGUUACACAGUCAAAUCCAAAUUGAUGUGGGCGAGUUGUCGGGACAGAGUAGCAAUACGGCCACCUAUUACAUAUUUAGUCUGAUAGAAGCCGAGAUCAAAUUGCAGCAAAAGCUGAGCUAUACUUUGGAUGUGGAGCGUAAAACCGGCAAUACUGGUGGCGGUACGGUUACAGUUACGACGCCCAAUAGCGCAGACACGACCCCGGAGAACUCCAAAAGUAUUGUAAAUAGUUUGGCACCCAUAUCACCAGUGCAAAUCGAGUACCUAGAUGAGACGCGAGUUCGUAAAUCGCGCGAGGAUGCGAUUAGUCUGAGAUGUGGAGCCGACUUUAUGUUUUCCGCGCGCUUCUACACACUCAACCGGCAACCUCUAUCUCAGGUCUAUCGGGGUGAAAAUUUCUUACUGCGCGCCAAUACCGAAGUGGUGGCCAACGAGGAUGUGGAGAUAUUGGACAGCUUCUUUAUAUGUGAUCACAAUCUAGUGCAAUCGAACUACAGCUUUAAACGAAAGAAGUACACCAACAAAUAUACUGCUGGUGAAAAACUGGAGAGCGUCAUAGUGCUGCGCACCAAUGCUACGCUACAGGAUUGGUUAUCGGCCAGAGACUUGGAGCGUAGUGGCAACAAAGGUGACAGCAGUGGUAACAAGUUCGUGAGUCGCCUCCAAAAGUCCCGAACAGCCUCGUCAGCCGCUCUGGGGACUUUGGAUAAGAGCAACAACCCAUCUUCAUUUGCGCCGCCUGCUGCUCUGAGCGCCUACAUCAACAAGAGUCUCAUAGCCAAGAUACCCACAACCAUGACCAUCAUUAACAACAACUCGGCUGUCUCGGGUGCUCUGCAGUUGGUGAAUGCGGGCCCUGGCAUGAGCACUUCCUUUCAAUCGGAUGAUGGCAGGCUGGCAGCGGACAAUGAGGAUGGGACGACAGCGGCGGGCACGCAGGAAGUUCUGAAAAACACGCGCCUUGUCUACAACAAAGCCAUCGAGUCCGUGCAGGCCACUGGUCAUUGUCGUGGCUUCAUUAAGGGUGUCUACACACUAGACAGUUCACCACCAACGGCACCUCUUUUCGGCAUUUUCUGUAUACGCUGGCGACGUGCCGGUGCAAAGGAAGAGAACGAGUCCAAGUUUGUUAUAAGUGGCCUCGAUAUUGUGGAGCCGCCAUUGAACAUAUACUGCACCAUCGAGGAGAAACUGUUCGUGAAAAUGCCCAUUGCAUUCAAAAUAGUGCUUAAGAAUCCCACGACGCACGUUCUGCAUCUCAUAGCUACUCUAAGUAUGAGUAAAGCCGAUAACUUCAUAUGCUCAGGACACAGACAGCUGGAUAUUUCCAUUAUGGCCUACGAAGAGAAGGAUCUGGUGUACAAUCUAUAUCCGCUGCAAGUGGGUUGGCAAGAGCUGCCUGUGCUGACGCUGGAAUACAACACUAAGGUUGAUCCGCAAAAGAAUGAGAGUCAAAACGAGUUGCUGGGCGAAUUAGUGCAACGUGCGCUGCCGAAGCGUGUCUUUGUGCUGCCACCCCUUAAGCAAUUAACUAAGGUGGGAGUGUGAGUCCAUUCAUCAUUUUCUAGAUGUUUAAGUAUUUUAAAGUUUUGCAGUAGCGUUUGAAUUGUAAAAAUUACACUAAACCCUUUAUUGCUACAUACAAACAAAAGCAGUUGUAACAGACAAAUACAUACAUAAAUAUUUAUAUAGUUAUAUUUAUAGAAUUACAUACAUAGCAUAAUACUUGAGUGUGUGUGUUUGUGAAUUCGUGCAAUGUCUCAAAUGCUCGAUGCUCUUUGUUAAAUUUCGGGGCGCAACAAAAAUAUUGUACGCUUUGUGAGUUGCACGUAUUUUGAUAAAUCCUACGAUAUUCCAGUAAUAAACAGUUUAAAGCAUUGAAAA
Molecule: messenger RNA, 4586 nt
Organism: Scaptodrosophila lebanonensis
Lineage: Eukaryota; Metazoa; Arthropoda; Insecta; Diptera; Drosophilidae
Gene: gry
Product: trafficking protein particle complex subunit 11
Exons: 11
Coding region: 225-4250 (1341 amino acids)
Cellular component (GO): cytoplasm
Source: RefSeq, a predicted model, not a curated record